Molecule: messenger RNA, 984 nt
Organism: Spodoptera frugiperda (fall armyworm)
Lineage: Eukaryota; Metazoa; Arthropoda; Insecta; Lepidoptera; Noctuidae
Product: glutathione S-transferase 1
Exons: 6
Coding region: 172-825 (217 amino acids)
Biological process (GO): glutathione metabolic process
Molecular function (GO): glutathione transferase activity
Source: RefSeq, a predicted model, not a curated record
UAUAUGUAAUACAACUCGAUAAAAAAGAUUAGUUGGGGAGAGAUCAGUUUCCGAUCUCUACGUGUUGAUAACAUUACCGGUACAAGAGUGAUUUGCAAUUUACUAUCAAUCAUUCAAUUAAGGAAAAAGUGUAUUUUUCAUACUAUAUACAGUCCCUACAGCUAUUGCACAAUGGGUAUGAAAGUUUACAAGAGGGACACUAGUGGGCCUUGUCGGUCCGUGUUCAUGGUGCUUGAGCUGUUGGGCAUUAAAGAUGUUGAAUACAUUCACAUGAACUUGAUUCAACGCGAACACUUUAGCGAGGAAUACUUGAAGAUGAACCCACAGCAUACAAUUCCGACGUUGAAAGAUGGUGAUUUCGUAAUCUGGGACAGCCACGCAAUCGUGACCUAUUUAGUCAACCAAUACGCAAAAGAUGAUUCCCUCUAUCCUAAGGACCCUAAAAAACGGGCCAUUGUAGACCAGAGGUUACAUUUUGAUAACGGCGUUCUCUUCGCAGCAUUGAAAACUACUAUGGUACCAAUUUUAUACAAUGGUGAGACGGCAUUCAGGCAAGAGAAUCUGGACAAAAUAAAAGAAGGUUAUGAAUUUAUGGAGAAAUUCUUCUCUGGACCCUGGCUUGCAGGAGAGUCGAUGACAUUGGCUGACAUUUGCUGUGUUUCCAAUGUCAGCUCUCUCAAUGAAAUUUUGCCCAUAGAUCAAACACUGUAUCCCAAAUUGUCUGCCUGGUUUGAGAGAUGUUCAAAACAAGACUUCUACAUCAAGAGAAACUUGCCUGGUGUGCAAGAAUUAAAGGAAUUAUUAAAAGUAAAACUUGUAUCUUAAAAAUUAACGAAGUUGAUCGAUCAUCGACACAUUGAAGUAAAGUAGAAAUUGAAGAUUCAUGUUUUGUCGUACAAAUUCAAGUUUUAAUGUUUUGUCAAGAUAUUGUUCCUUAUGCAAAAAUAAUGUAAUGUUUGUUAAAAAUAAAUAAGUGUUCCGUUA